UAAUUCGUCAUAUUUUACUAAAUUAAGUAUGUGUUAACGUCAAUUUCAAUUUGGCUAGCUUUUUCUACAUGAAAAUGAAUGAAGUAGACUAAAAUAAUUAACAAUAAGCAAUUUGUCAAUAGUUAUUCAGAAUAUAACACAAGUAAAAAAACGACGAAUCAAAAUGAAGCAUUGGCAAUUAAUACAUUUUUUGAUAAUAAUUACCUGUUUGAUAUUUAAUGAAGGGAUUGUAAAAAAAUAUUCGGAUGACAAAAAAAUUUGUCCAUUUAAAAAAGGCACGACGAGUAACGCUGCUUCAAUUGGUGACAUAGAAACAUUAAAAUUAGCUUACGAGAGUGGAUGUCAAUGGGAUAAAAAUACAACAGAGAAAGCUGCUGCAAAUGGGCAUUUAAAAUGUUUAAAAUACGUCUAUGAAAAUGGAGGUAAAUGGGAUAAAAAAACUACAAAGGCUGCUGCUGCUAAUGGACACUUAAAAUGUUUAAAAUAUGCUCAUGAAAAUGGCUGUAAAUGGGAUAAAAAAACCACAAAGGCUGCUGCUGCUAAUGGACAUUUAAAAUGUUUACAAUACGCACAUGAAAACGGAUGCAAAUGGGACAAUGGUACGACUAAAAAUGCUGCAGAAGGCGGACAUUUAGACUGUUUAAUAUAUGCUCAUGAAAAAGGAUGCAAAUGGGAUGAAGAAACGACUGAAGUUUCUGCAAAAGGCGGUCAUUUAAAUUGCUUAAUAUAUGCUUAUAAAAACGGAUGUCCGUGGAAUGUAUCGACAGCAAAAGCAGCAGCAAAUUAUGGUAAUUUAAAAAACUUAAAAUACGUUCAUGAAAACGGAUGUAGAUGGAAUUCAAAGACUACAAUGGCUGCUGCUUUAAAUGGGCAUUUGAAUUGCUUAAAAUAUGCUCAUGAAAAUGGUUGCGCGUGGGAUUAUCUAACGACUAGAGCUGCUGCGGAAGGCGGUCAUUUAGACUGCUUAUUAUAUGCUCAUGAAAAUGGAUGCCCAUGGAAUGUAUGGACAGCAGAAGCAGCUGCAAAGUAUGGUAAUUUAGAAAACUUAAAGUACGUUCAUGAAAACGGAUGUGAAUGGGAUCGGAAAACCACAAAGGCCGCUGCCGAAUAUGGGCAUUUGGAAUGCUUAAAAUAUGCUCAUAAACAUGGCUGUAAAUGGGACAAAACUACAACAGCUGCUGCGGCUCAAAAAGGCAAUUUGGAAUGUUUAAAAUACGCUUACGAAAACAAGUGUCCCUGGGAUAAAGAAACUACUAUCGCUGCUACUUUAGGAGGUAAUUUAGAUUGUUUAAAGUAUGCACGUGAAAAUGGAUGUGAAUGGCAUAAUGAAGUAACGCAAGUAGCUGCUUCUAAAGGUUAUUUAAAUAUUUUAAAAUAUGCUCAUGAAAAUGAAUACGAUUGGGCUGAAGGUACAAUGGUUUCAGCUGCCAAGAAUGGUAAUUUAGAAUGCUUAAUAUAUGCUCACCGAAAGGGAUGCCCGUGGGAUGAAAAGACAACUAGUGCUGCUGCUUUUAAUGGUAAUCUAGAAAUAUUAAAAUACAUUCAUGAAAACAAUUGCGAAUGGGAUGUAGAAACAUUAUUAAUAGCAGCUACCAAUGGAAAUUUAAAUUGCUUAAAAUAUGCUUAUGAACAUGGAUGCCACUAUUGGGUCGAAGGUACGACGAGAGGGGCUGCUUCAAAUGGACAUUUAGACUGUCUGAAAUAUGCCUAUAAAAACGGAUGCGAAUGGGAUGAAGGAACGACUGAAGAGGCUGCAAGUGGCGGCCAUUUGGAGUGCUUAAUUUACGCUCAUGAAAACAAAUGCAAAUGGGACAAGGGUACACUUGGUGUUGCUGCAGUAAAUGGACAUUUGGACUGCUUAAAAUAUGCUCAUGAAAAUGGAUGCCCGUGGGAUUACGAAACUACUAGACAAGCUUUAGUUUUUGGGAAUUUAGACUGCUUAAAAUAUGCUCAUGAAAAUGGAUGCCCGUGGGUUUACGAAACGACUAGACAUGCUGUAGUUUUUGGGAAUUUAGAUUGCUUAAAAUAUAUUCACGAAAACGGAUGCGAAUGGGUUUAUCAAACGACUAAAAUUGCUGCGCAAGGCGGUUAUUUAGACUGCUUAAUAUACGCUCAUGAAAACGGAUGUCCAUGGGAUGUAGACACGACAACAGUUGCGGCAAGGUAUGGUCAUUUUGAAUGCUUAAAAUAUGCUCAUGAAAACGGAUCUAAAUGGGACGAAGCAAUAACAGAAUUAGCCGUUUCUAAAGGUGAUUUAAAAAUGUUAAAAUAUUGCUAUGAAAAUGGACGUCCAAUGAAUGCAGACAUAUAUAGGAUUGCUGUUUUUAUUGGUAAUGUACAAAUAUUAAAAUAUGCUCACGAAAACGGUUAUAAAUGGGAUAAAAAAACAACAAGGAUAUUUGCUGCACACGGACAUUUACAAUGUUUAAAAUACGCUCAUGAAAAAGGUUACAAAUGGGACGAAGGAACAAUAGUUGCGGCAGCCGCGCAUGGUAAACUACAUUGCCUAAAAUUUGCCCGUCAAAAUGGAUACGAUUGGGUCGAAGGUACGACGAGAGGGGCUGCUUCGAAUGGACAUUUAGACUGUCUAAAAUAUGCCCAUUACAAUGGUUGUGGUUGGGAUGAAGGGACAACAAGGGAAGCCGCCGCGAGCAGUUCCAUUGACUGUUUAAAAUUUGCUCAUGAAAACGAUUGUGAAUGGGAUGAAGGUACAAUAGUUACAGCUGCUGCACGAGGUAAUUUAGAUUGCUUAAAAUAUGCUCACGAAAACGGGUGCGAGUGGGAUGAAGGUACAACAAGACUGGCCGCUGCAAAUGGUCAAUUUCUUUGUUUGAAAUAUGCACACGAAAAUAAUUGUCCAUGGAGUAGAUAUACCGCUAAUGAAGCUUUAUUUAACGGUCAUGUUGAUAUCUUUCAUUAUGUUGUCAUAAACGGUUGUCGCGAUUAGUUUUUAAUUGUAAUUAUUAUUUUUUUCUUCUACUCAUUUGUUUUGGUUAUUUACAUUAUAUUUUAAAUAAAUUAACUUAUUAAAAUUGUAUAAUUUUAUUGAUAGCAUUUCUGAAAUUUCAUUUGCUUACAAGUCAAAUAUGUCGUCUAAAAGAGAAUGCCCGAAGUUUUACACACACUAACAUAAUGUUUUCAACUGAUUUUUAUUGUAUGGGAUAUUUUCAUAAGAUUUGACAAUGGGCUUACGAAUCUUUAAUAAUUUAUAUUUAAUUAACAACACGUGCGUGUAAAUUCAACAGGUGUAUUAAAAAUAUCUUACUGACGUAUGGUUUUUGUUAGAUCAUUUUUUAGGGUGAUAUAAAUAUUUUUUCUAUGCAGUAUUUAAUCUCGUUACAUAUAAUAUGUUACUUUGAAUAAUAUAUGAAAAUAAAAGCUACUUCAAUGUUUUGUUAGUCGAUAAAUGUAAUGUUCACUUUUUAUGUUAUUGUACAUUUUUCAUUGUAAACUAAAAACUUUUUUUGUAAAUUUGAAAAUGAAUUAAUAAAAAUUUGUCAUCUCAACCAAACAUUACCUGAUUUUCAUCUUUAACUUGAUUUAGGUUACAAUAUGUCAGACGUUUUGGAACAUUUUAAAUAAUCUUCAAAAAUA
Daktulosphaira vitifoliae (grape phylloxera) is the source of this 3594-nucleotide messenger RNA. RefSeq lists its product as uncharacterized. The record is from RefSeq and is a predicted model, not a curated record. NCBI's taxonomy places the organism in Eukaryota, Metazoa, Arthropoda, Insecta, Hemiptera, Phylloxeridae. The transcript is spliced from 5 exons. The coding region runs from base 164 to 2947 and encodes 927 amino acids. Gene Ontology annotation, molecular function: protein binding.